AGUACCGGAUCCUCUUGGCCGUACUCAGCCGGAAGUGGCUGGGGAGGUGGUGGGGCAGAGUUUGGCCUGCGGAAUCGGCUACGGCAGUUGGCAGCGAGUUGGUGAGACCGGCAUGGAGGCUGUGGAGACCACCACGGCGGCAGGGGCACGCGAUGGGGGCUGCUUUGAGCCCAGACCUGGGCACUGGGGGGAGCUGAGCCAAACACUGGUCCCAUCCAGACCCCAGGACAAGGUGGAAACAACUAAGGAAGACUCAGAGGCCCUGGAGGGUGGAACCCCCCAAAGUGAGGAUGCAGCAGUCAGUGCCAUGCUACAUGCUGUGGCUGGCCGCCCCCCCUCUAGCCAGCAGCAGGGUGAGCCUGACUUGACAGAACGAGAGAAGGUGGCCAUCCUGAGCCAGCUGUACCACGAGAAGCCGCUGGUGUUCUUGGAGCGCUUCCGCACAGGUCUCCGAGAAGAGCACCUGGCCUGCUUCAGCCACCUGCGUGGUGACCACCGUGCCGACUUCUACUGCGCUGAGGUGGCCCGACGGGGCACUGCUCGGCCCCGCACCCUGCGCACCCAUCUGCGUAACCGGCGCUAUGCUGCCUUGAGAGAGCUCAUCCAAGGGGGCGAGUACUUCAGUGAUGAGCAGAUGCGGUUCCGGGCCCCACUGCUGUAUGAACAGUACAUUGGGCAGUACCUGACCCAGGAAGAGCUCAGCGCCCGUGCCCCAACCCACCAGUCCCCCAAGCCCGGUUCCCCCGGAUCACCCGCCUGUCCACUCUCUGACCUGCUGCUUCAGUCCUACCAGGAGCGGGAGCUACAGCAGCGCCUGCUCCAGCAGCAGGAGGAAGAGGAGGCCUGCCUGGAAGAGGAGGAAGAAGAAGAGGACAGUGACAAGGAAGACCAGAAGUCAGGCAGCGAUUCGGAGGCCUGGAUCCCUGACUCAGAAGAGAGGCUGAUCCUGCGGGAAGAGUUCACCAGCCGGAUGCACCAGCGCUUCCUGGAUGGCAAGGACGGGGACUUUGACUACAGCACAGUGGACGAUAAUCCUGACUUUGACAACCUGGACAUCGUGGCACGGGAUGAGGAGGAGAGGUACUUCGACGAGGAGGAGCCUGAGGAUGCGCCCAGCAUGGAGCUGGAUGGGGACUGAGGCCGCCCCUCCCCACCUCCCUCUGCUCUAACAAGACAGUGACUCCA
Tupaia belangeri chinensis (Chinese tree shrew) is the source of this 1185-nucleotide messenger RNA. It is a transcript of the gene CCDC97, whose product is annotated as coiled-coil domain containing 97. The record is from RefSeq and is a predicted model, not a curated record. The transcript has 5 exons. Lineage: Eukaryota; Metazoa; Chordata; Mammalia; Scandentia; Tupaiidae. Bases 113 to 1138 code for a protein of 341 amino acids.